CCCCGCAAAUUUUUUGUGCUUAAAGACGGCCUCAGCUCCUGUCAACCUCUCUCCCGACACGGCGAUCUUGCCCCAGUUUUCCGCUUUCUUUUCGCUGCGCUCUGUGUGGUGCCCCCCCAGACUCCGAGUCAGCAAACCCAACAACAAGAGCAACAACCAGAGCACUGGUCGAACGCGACAAUGGCACACGAGAAGGAGAUCCAUCCUACCACCACGGUGCCUCACGACCAGCACGAUGUUGAUCACAAGCGCGCUGCCAACAGAGUCAUUGACGAUGCGCGACAUGCAACAGAAAAGGAGCACAACAUGACGCUGUGGCAGGGUAUCAAGUUGUAUCCCAAGGCUAUUGGAUGGAGUAUCCUUAUCAGCACAUGUAUUGUCAUGGAAGGCUACGAUGUGUGCCUUCUAAACAACUUCUUCGGAUUCCCGCAGUUCAAGCGAAAGUACGGCGAGAUGAUGCCAGACGGUUCCUACGAGAUCUCUGCACAAUGGCAGGCGGGGUUGUCCAACGGUGUCAUUGUUGGUGAGAUCAUUGGAUUGUUUUUGAACGGUUGGAUCAGUGAGAGAUUCGGAUAUCGGUAUACGAUUAUCGGGUGCCUGACCCUUAUCGUUGGGUUCACCGCCAUUUUCUUCACCGCACAGUCCGUGGUCCACCUGCUGGUUGCUGAAAUCCUCUGUGGUAUUCCAUGGGGAGUAUUCCAGACGCUCACUAUCACUUACGCGAGUGAAGUUGUUCCCGUUGCUCUUCGUGGAUAUUUGACUACAUAUGUCAACUUCUGCUGGGGUUUGGGUCAAGUCAUCGGUAUCGGUGUGAUCCGCGCUAUGCUUCCCCGAGACGACGAAUGGUCCUACCGUAUCCCCUACGCUCUGCAAUGGAUGUGGCCCGUCCCCAUCAUAAUCGGUGUGGCUCUUGCCCCCGAGUCUCCAUGGUGGCUCGUCCGUAAAGGCCGUCUUGGAGAUGCGAAGAAAUCUCUCCUCCGUCUCACCAGUCUCGACCGCGAAACUGAUUUCGACGCCGACGAGACUGUAGCUAUGAUGGUGCAUACGACCGCCCUCGAAGAGAAGAUCACUGCAGGCGCAUCGUACCUCGAUUGCUUCAGGGGUGUUGACCGCCGCCGAACAGAAAUUGUCUGCAUGGCUUGGGCAAUCCAGAACCUGAGUGGAAACGCCUUCUCGGGUUACUCCUCCUACUUCCUCCAACAAGCCGGUCUACCUGCUUCAACAUCCUACGAUUUUGCCCUUGGUCAAUACGGCAUCAACAUGGCUGGUGUUCUCGGUGCCUGGUUCCUCAUGAAGGUUGGUUUCGGACGUCGAACACUCUACCUCGGUGGUCUUUGCGGUCUCUGCACUAUGCUAUUCGUCAUGGGCUUCCUGGGUCUCGUUCCCGAGUCUUCCCGUGAAAAGGGUGCUUUGGCUACUGGUUCCAUGAUGAUUGUCUGGGCCAUGUUCUACCAACUCACCGUGGGCACAGUGUGCUACUCCCUCGUCGCUGAACUGUCCACCCGUCGCCUUCAGAUCAAGACCGUGGUUCUUGGCCGUAACCUGUACAACAUCAUCGGUAUAAUCACCGGUGUGCUCACGCCCUACAUGUUGAACCCUACCGCGUGGAACUGGGGCAACUAUGCUGGAUUUUUCUGGGGAGGAUCUUGCUUCCUCAGCAUCGUGUACACCUAUUUCCGCCUACCCGAGCCGAAGGGCCGCAGUUUCGCAGAGCUGGAUAUGCUGUUCGAGAAGAGGAUCUCUGCACGCAAGUUUGCAACCACACAGGUUGAUGUUUUUGGCGAGGCGAAUGUGCAAGGAACGCAUGCGUUUGAGAAGUACGAGGAGAAGGUCGAAGCUGCGCAUAUGACCGAGUCGAUCUCAGACGCGAGGCAUUGAGCAUUGAUGAGGUUGAUUUCGAAGUGCUUUGCCUGGCGGGAAGGGGUUGGAGAAGACAAUAUGGAUGGCGGCCAGAAAUGUUACGUGUAUAUAGUGAAUGUAACGAGACGCAAAUUCCAAUAUGUAAAUGCAGAUUCUAUGCUGCGUUCAUCU
Dothidotthia symphoricarpi CBS 119687 is the source of this 2031-nucleotide messenger RNA. Its product is annotated as maltose permease MAL61. Gene Ontology annotation, molecular function: carbohydrate:proton symporter activity. Gene Ontology annotation, cellular component: membrane. Lineage: Eukaryota; Fungi; Ascomycota; Dothideomycetes; Pleosporales; Dothidotthiaceae. Gene Ontology annotation, biological process: transmembrane transport; carbohydrate transport. Bases 181 to 1878 code for a protein of 565 amino acids. The record is from RefSeq and is a predicted model, not a curated record. The transcript has 2 exons.